Trichomonas vaginalis G3 is the source of this 2490-nucleotide messenger RNA. RefSeq lists its product as uncharacterized. The record is from RefSeq and is a predicted model, not a curated record. NCBI's taxonomy places the organism in Eukaryota, Parabasalia, Trichomonadida, Trichomonadidae. The coding region runs from base 1 to 2490 and encodes 829 amino acids. The transcript has a single exon.
AUGGAAGGUGAAGACUCGAUACAACUCAUAAGAGAAGACCUUGAUAUGCUUCUUAAUUCAAGAGAAUGGCUUUCUUUUUUAUCUUCUUUAUCGAAUGAUUACAGUGAUCUUAAUAACUAUAUCGAUCUUGAUAGACUAACAACCAACAUAUCGAAUGGGGUUUAUGAUCGCAUGUAUCCAUUCACACAUUUCAAUAAUAACAUAAUUUGUGAUUCAUUUCAACAUAAGCCUUCGAUUUCUUUCCUCAAAUUUUUAGUGACAAAUAUUGCAGAUCGUUUAGUAUCAAAUUAUCUUGACACAAUCAUAUCAAAGCAUUCAAAAAUUUUAUUAGAUUUAAAACUGAACACAGUAAUGAACACUAAUCAAAAAGAUAUAAUAGCACAAUCAGCUUUGAGAACAGCUUUCUUAACAAAGAACAAAGAAACAAUUAAACUUCUUCAGUAUUUAAAUGAAUCAACAAUCAAAUCAAUUUUUAAAUUUUUAUGCCAAGAAAAUGAGAAAUUCUCAAUGGAAAUUUUAUCACAAACAUUCUCAGCAACACACUUUAAUAUAUUAAGGGAAGAAGCUGAUAAUUCAUUGAAGAAUGGAAAACUUUUAAACGUCAAUUUCAUUUUAGAUUUUCUAGAGAAAAAUGAUACAAAAUUAUUUACUUAUUCUGAUGCUUUUAGAAAGAUAUUUGAUAAACUAAGCUGCCAAGAGUUAAGUGAUGUAUUAGUAUCUCGUGCUUCAGUAACAAGGGUUGAUAUAAUGCAAGUACAAGCAGCGAUGUUGAACCCAAUUGAUGCAGCACCUCUUCGGAAAACAUUGCAGAAAUAUAAUGAUCCAAAAAACACUUUUUCUGAUGAACAAUUGAGAUUAUUUGGUAACAUGUUCGAGACAAAGAAAGAAAUACCAUCAAUUAUAAUGCAGAUGUAUGUUGUUGAUAGAAUGACAUUAGAGAAAUCAGUAAUUCCAGCAAUGGAAAACUUAGCCGGCAGAGAUAAAAAUAUUUCUUCAUUAUUGGAUGAAAUGAGAAAACAAAAGAUGAUUAUUAAGCCAAAAAAAUCUCCAUUAAAGUUAUUUUUUACAAAAGAUGUAUCAUUCGAAGCAUUAGUUAAUUGUAUUGACGAGUUAUCUUUGAAAGAUAGUAACUUUGCAAGUGAUUUAUUCGAUUGUUUUAAUAAUUGUCUUUACAAAAGACAUCGUGAUGACAUUAAGAAGUUUAUGAUAGAUUUUGAUAGUAGAUUCCUCAAAUGUUUAAGUGCUAAAAGCCUAAUGGUUUUAUCAGAGAAAUGCGUUGAUUAUCUUUGCAGUGAUUUGAUUUUACAACACAGAUUUUCUUUGGCAACGAUCGCUUUAAGAUUACCAAUACAAAAUUACUAUCAAAAAAUCUUUGACUCCGGAAAAGAAAACGAAGUUAGAACAUUAGCAGCAUUACAUGAUAGCAGUAUUGCAACGGCAGAUUAUAUUAAGCUUAGGGAAACAAGGUUUAUUAAUGAUGGAGAUCCAAUAAGUUUGGCAGUUAUGGAUAAAGAAAUAGUUUUAAGAUAUAGAUGGAGAUAUUUAAGAGGAGAUGCAAUGACAUUCGUUUAUGGAUUACCGGAACAUGCAGAACUAUGCGAAGAUGAUGAAGAACUAUUCUUGAAAUGGGAAUUGCAAGAAAAAAAUGCGAAUAUGAAUAGAGAAGAAAUUAUUGAAAAGUUGGGAAUCAAAAACACAGAAAAGAAUUUCGAAAUAAUUUUGUCAACCAAAGAAAUCGAAGAAACAGCUCUCCGAGCAUUAAUUCCUUUAUUUAGAGAUGUCAAAAUAUCUUCAUUACCAACAUUUGUUAAUAUUAAGUCGGCAAGUUGUUUUCCAUUGAUAUGGAAUGUUAAUAUUUUAAAAAUGGAAUCAUUCCAACAAGAAUUAAGAAAAUUUCCAAUUGAAACUGCGAAAUCAUUUAUUAAAUUCGUUCCAGAUGGUUAUGAAGCAAUCGUUGAACAGUUUCCAACUAUUAUUGCUUGCGUUUGUGUUAAUGAAAUACAAACAACAUAUGAAGUAUUUGACAAAGCAUCAUUAUCAAUCAGAAGAUCUUAUGAUUUCUCUAAUGAAUCAUUUCCUUUCGUAUUAGCUGUUGUUUGUACAAUGUUCAUGAAAGAACAAGACUUAAAUCCAUUUGAAUAUAACUUUGAAAACUGGAAAAAGGCAUUUGUUUUCUUUAGCAUAAUGAGGAAACAGUACAACAAAGCAAUUCAGAUACUUGAAAAAGAUAUUAAUAUUUGUGCUGUUCUGUUAAGAAAUGAAUGCGAGCAGUUACAUUUUUGCAAUAGAGGAUCAUGGGCAAUAAAUACAGUUAAAUUUAUUUUGUAUUGCGCAUCAAUUGACUUCUAUAUUGAUUCUCCUGUAUGGAGACACCUAAUAGACUGCUGCAGAUAUGUACCAUGGCCACAAGAAAUGGCUGAUGAUGAUUGCGUUUUUGCAACUUUUGAAACAUAUGUAAAUCUUCAUCAACAAAACUCUGAAAUGAAUUAA